Messenger RNA from Aspergillus terreus NIH2624, 1029 nucleotides. Its product is annotated as zinc-binding alcohol dehydrogenase family protein. Gene Ontology annotation, molecular function: oxidoreductase activity, acting on NAD(P)H. The record is from RefSeq and is a predicted model, not a curated record. The coding region runs from base 1 to 1029 and encodes 342 amino acids. NCBI's taxonomy places the organism in Eukaryota, Fungi, Ascomycota, Eurotiomycetes, Eurotiales, Aspergillaceae. The transcript has a single exon.
AUGGAAGAAGCCCUCGUCUACAGCAAAAAUGGGACAGUGGAGGUCCAGCUUCACACAGUGCCCAUUCCUAAGCCUGGGCCCGGUGAAGUCCUGAUCAAGGUGGUGGCCAGCGGCACGAACCCUAAAGAUUGGAAAUUCCCCGAGUGGUUUGACCAGUUCAAUGGCACCAAUACCGGCGACGACAUUGCAGGAUACGUCCACGCCAUCGGCGACGAUGUCUUCGAGUUCAAAGUUGGGGACCGGGUAGCCGCAUUUCACGAUUACAUGACGCCCCAUGGAAGCUUUGCCGAAUAUGCCAUCGGGAAAGCGCACACGACCUUCCAUAUCCCGCCCCAUGUCUCCUUCGAGGAGGCAGCAACCAUCCCCCUCGCAGCAGCAACUGCUUCCCUGGCUUUAUUUGCUCGCUUGGGACUUCCCGAACCGUGGUUGAGCAACAAGUCGUGGGCCAGUAAGCCCCGAGGAGGGGUGUUGGUCUACGGCGCUGCCACUGCUGUCGGGUCAUUUGCGAUCAAACUCUUGCAGAAGGCGGACAUCCAUCCUAUCAUCAGCAUUGCAGGAAGAGGCAUGGAUUAUGUCCAGGGCCUUCUGAGCCAGGAGAAAGGGGACGUUGUGAUCGACUAUCGCAAGGGGGUAUCUGCCGUUGCGUGCGCGAUCCAGGAUGCCAUUCCGGCGGGCGAAAGUCUUCUAUAUGCGGUAGAUGCGGUCAGCGAGAAAUCUAGCUUCGAUGUUAUUAGCAGAGUGCUGGACCAGACCGCUGGUGCGGUGUCAGUCGUCAUCCCGAUGCGACCCGACGAAUUGCCCUCCACGACUCGCGUCGAGUUCAGCAACGUUGGGACCUGCCAUACGGAUGACCAAGACUUUGCAUUUGUGUGGUCUCGGAUGGCGAGCAGGGGACUCAGUGAGGGCUGGCUUAAGUCUCAUCCGCAUGAGAUUGUACCAGGUGGUCUGGAAGGUAUCCAAACAGCAUUGACGAAUUUGAAGGAAGGUAAAGCCAGCGCUGUCAAAUAUGUUGUGAAGUUUCAAGACUAG